Corapipo altera (White-ruffed manakin) is the source of this 4569-nucleotide messenger RNA. RefSeq names its product zinc finger protein 451 (gene ZNF451). The record is from RefSeq and is a predicted model, not a curated record. NCBI's taxonomy places the organism in Eukaryota, Metazoa, Chordata, Aves, Passeriformes, Pipridae. The coding region runs from base 16 to 3543 and encodes 1175 amino acids. Gene Ontology annotation, biological process: regulation of transcription by RNA polymerase II. Gene Ontology annotation, cellular component: nucleus. The transcript is spliced from 16 exons. Gene Ontology annotation, molecular function: DNA-binding transcription factor activity, RNA polymerase II-specific; sequence-specific DNA binding.
UAGACGAGUGGAGUAAUGGACAUUGUUUAUCUGGACUUCACUAGUGCCCGUGGCACCACCUCCCGUAAGAUCCUCACAAAGGAUCUUUGUAGAUGCCUGGGCUGGAUAGAACCACCGGGAGAUAGGCUGGGCACCGGCAGGCUGGGCACGCACAGGCAGGCAGAUGGGCGAUUUUCCCGCCUUCCCUCCCUUCCGCUGCCAGCCCCAAUGGCGGCCCUUCCUCCUCCCCCUCCCCCGGAAGCGGCAUGGAGGUUUCCCCCCUCCGAGCAGGAACUCGAUGGAGCGCAGCUGAAGAUAAUGGAGUCUCAUAGCUCUGUCAGCCUUCACAGGAGUAAAUCACCAGCUUCUGAAAGUGAAGACGAGAUUGAGUUUGUUGGAGAAGGACCUUUAAGACCUAUACUUGAAUGUAUUGAUCUUGUCAGCAGUGAAGAUGAAGAACCUAACAGCAGUUCUUAUGUUCACAGACCUUCUAAGCGUAAGGAUCACGUUGACUAUCAGAAAGAACGAGUUGCAUCAACCCUGGAUCGUCUGGCACGACAUGUUGAAGUAGAGAAGCAGCAAAAAGAAGAGAAAAACAAAGCCUUCAAGGAGAAGGUUGAUUCCCAAUAUGCUCAUGGGUUGCAAGAAUUAGAAUUUAUUCGGGAACAUAGUGAUACAGAAGCUGCAAGGUUAUGUGUGGACCAGUGGUUAAAAAUGCCAGGUCUGAAACCAGGCUCUGUUAAUGGUGGAAAAAGGGGUGCUUGUAAGAGGGCAGCUCAGACACAAGUCAACAGCAGUCCCAAACACUGCCCUGUGAUGCAUUGCAACAGAGAGUUUGAUAAUGUACAUCUUCUUCUAGGUCACCUUCAAAGGUUUGAUCAUUCUCCUUGUGACCCAACUGUCACGUUACGAGGACCCCCAAAUAAUGCUGUUGCCUGUGUGAUAUGCUGUGAAAGAUUUUCAACCUCUCAGCAGUAUAGUGAUCAUCUUUUAUCUAAGCUAAAUGAAAAUGAUGGGCAUAAAAAAGGUCUCCCUCCACAGCAUAUUCAGUGUUUUGCAUGCCCGAACUGCUUCCUCCUUUUCACAAAAAGCGAAGAGUGUUUGCAGCAUAUGUCAGGAAAGAAACACUUCCUCCAGGUUUCUCAAUUGAAUGAUGAAAUGAAGACUGGCCAUCCUCUACCUUUUCCAACCUACGCGAAGAACCUUCUGAUAUCUCUGUGCAAAGAGGUCCCCUUCCAAGUGAAGUGUAUAUCCUGCUGCAAGAUACUACGAUCGCAUAUGGAAUUAACGGCUCAUUUCAGAAUGCGUUGUCAUAAUUCUGGGCCUGUGGCACUGUCGAAGAAAAGCAUCUCCCAAGUUGCAGAGAUAUUUAAAACAAAAGGUUACUGUGAGAACUGUGAUGAACUGUUUGCUAAUAAGAAUCAGAUAACCCAACAUAAACAAACCACUCAACAUAACAUUAGAGUUUUUACUACAAUGGAAGAGUCCAUCCUGAUGUUCUGUCAUAUCAAUGGGAAACAGAAAAAUCAGUCUUAUUUGUGCCAUAUUGUGGAUCGGUCAAGACCUCUGCUUAAAAGACAUUUGGCUUCAAAUGAGUCUGCCAGUAAAAUGGGGUCUACACCUUCAAAAAGGAAGAGUGAUUUAAAAGGUAACAAUGAAGAUAAUGUAGCAAACCAAAGUCAAGGUAGUGCUUGCAAAGUAAAAGCCUGGUUUUGUGAAUGCCUUCAAAAGUUUUUUACAGAAGAGUUAGUAGAAAAUCACAUUUUAUCAGCAAAUAGGAUCUGUCACAAGUGUGCUGUGUGUGGAAAGCUUGCUGAAAAUUCAAGCAUUAUCCGCCUCCAUAUGAGUCGGUUUCAUGGAGGAGCACACUUGACUAAUUUUCUUCUCUGGUGCAGAGCGUGUUCUGCAGAUCUUAGAGAAGAGGAUAUUAUGGGACACAUAACUGAAUUUCAUGGUGGACAUAGUUACUAUUAUGAGCAAGAUGUUGAAGAUGAACCUAUGCCAUGUGCUUCUGACACAGCAUGCAUUUCUGCAGGUGAAGAUAAAGACUGCAUUUCUAGCCCUAUGGAAGUCUCCCCUGAAAGAAGUCCUAUCGCGGGAAAAUGGCAGUGCCGCAUUUGUGAGGAGAUGUUUGAGUCUGAAGAGAGCGUUAAACAACAUUGCAUGUCCUUAGAAAGCCAUGCAUUUCACAGGUACUCCUGUGGCUUAUGCAGAAAUCACUUUCGGAAAGUAGGAACGCUGGAGCGGCACUUCCAAGAGCAUCAUAAUCAGGAGACACAGACUAAAUAUUUCUGUGGCCUUUGUGGUCAUCUCUUCUUUGACACAGAAGAAGAAUUUCUAAUCCAUUAUACGGAGAUUCAUGGCACGGACUAUACAUUUGUGCCUGAGCAGAUGGAAGUAUCAAUAAAAAAAGAGGAGGACUUCCUCCCAGUUGAACAAGGAGACCUUUUAACCUGUGGUUGCCGGACAACUUAUGUCUCCAAAAUAAACAGGAAAAACGAUUAUGAGAAUUGUCAGAAGGCCAUGCUGGAAAAAGGAAACUUAUGGUUUCGAUGCUGCUUGUGUUCUGCAACGGCACAGAAUAUUGCUGAUUUGAAGAAUCAUCUCAAGAGUCACACGUCACUGAAACCUAAGGGAGAGAUGUAUGUCGUUAGAUGUGCUGCAUGCAACAAAAACUUUAAUGAUCUUCCCAGUGCACAUCAACACUAUCACAUGAAACACUGCUUCUUGCAGAAACCUGAUAUAUCAAGUCUUGCAUCAGAAUCAGAAAACACAGUAUUCAAGUUCACGGCAAGUGGGGCUUGUCAGGUCAGAAAACCUCACAGGCUACAAUUUCAAGCAUCUCCAUCGAAAACUCAGGACAGACCACAGUUGUCUCCUCUGCAGAGACCAAUAGAGCAAAGGAAAGAAAAUAAUGAGGACUCAGCACACGCUGAAGAACUUAGUGAAAAUGGUGAUCUUCCUGAUCUUGACUACCUGAGUACCAUGACUCACAUUGUGUUGGUGGAUCUGGACAACUGGGGAAGCUUUUUCACACAGCUGCCAGCUAACCUGAACCAAGGGACAUUUAUCUGGGGCUUUCAAGGAGGAUACAGCAACUGGAAACCUCCAGUGCAGUGCAAAAUUUACAAUUAUCUUAAGAGGAUUGGAUGUUUCUUUCUUCAUCCACGUUGCGGUACCAGAAGAGAAGCAGCAGACUUUGCUCUCUGUGUUCAUGCUGGUCGUCUGGAUGAGCACCUGCCCAAGCAAAUUCCUUUCACUGUACUUUCUGGAGACAAAAGCUUCCUGGAACUGGAAAACCAAUUUAAGAUGACCCAGCGGUCAGCUUGCAUCCUAAAUCCUCACCACAUUGAAGGAGACAUGAUGUGUGCCUUGCUAAACAGCAUUUCAGAUACCACAAAAGGUUCAGACAGCGAAGAGGAUGAAGAUAUGAAACUAACAGUGAAAAGGAACUUAGAAGAAAUAAAAAACCAAGAAGCCUUUCUACCGAGAGUGACAAGUCAGAAUGUAGAGCAAGAUGUAGAAUUGCAAGAAGCUAUCAAGAGGAGCCUUGAGGAAAUGUAAAUGUAAAUGAACUGUCAUCAGAACUGCUUACAGAAAUGGAAGCUUGUUCAUCUAUUUACAAGGGUUCAGAAAUACCACUUUAAAAACACAUCUGUAUCUAAAAUAGUUAGAUUUAUAAUCUGAUGUUCUCUGUUGUACUGAUGAACAGCCGGAGUUUAUUCAUAUUCACUGCACUAUAUUGUGUAUGAUAAAAAUAAAUUUUUGAAGCCUUUGCAUAUUUGUUUCUAAUAGGUGAUGACUAAGCCUCUCCAAUCUAUCUGUAUAAGUUGUUGCCUAAUUAGUAGGCUAGUCUUACUAGGUAUUUUGGGGCUCCUGGUUCUUUUUUUUUUCCUAAUUGGUCCUUGUAUUUAAUUUCUCUGUCACAAAAUGUCAUUGUCUUUAUUUACUUUUUCAUGUGAUCUUUGCAACAGAUAAAAAUAGUAAACUCAGAUUUACCUAGCUAAUCUUAUUAUAAAGAGAAGCUUAGAUCACAGAUUUAUAUUGAACGUAUGGCCUAACUAACAUAUGCCUGUGACCAGUCUCAUUUCAUAGACCAUAAUUUUGUCUCUCAUAAUUUUUUAAAUGUCAGAAUCAGGACCACAGGUUGUACAGUUAGUUUGCGAGCUUUAUUUUUUCAGUAGUAGCAUGGUAGAGUGUUGGAUUUGAUGGCUUCAAGUUCGAGUUCAGUUCCUCUCCUUCAUCUGAAGCAGGAACAACUUUUGAAGGGAACUUCCUAGUUUCUGUCUGGAAUAGAUUUGAGAGAAUUUAAAUUGUGUUAUUUUUAUAUACUAUGGUCUUAGCUCCCUUCUGUUCAUGAAGAGGUGGCCUUGGAUAAAUUAAUGUAAAUCUGCUAAUUAUUUUUGUAUUGUCCUUAUUUUAGGUGAGAUUAUUUCUGUGUUUAAAAUUAUCUGUCAUCUUUCUCUUUUUUGUUUAAAAAUACCUAUGCAAACUGUCCAGCUUUACUAGCCUAUUAUACUUCAGUUAAUGAUUGUUGUCAGUCAGUAAGAAAUCUCAAUGUAAUAAAAGGCCAGCUUAAUUCUUUUAGUA